CUCCACUUCUUCCUCAUCAGUCCUCACCACCACCACGACUCCAUCCCAUCCCAUCCAUCCAUCAAUCCACCGCCCCGCCGCGUCUUCUCCUCGUCGGCGGCGGCGGCGGAAAUCUCAACAGUUUAAUGCUCUCGAUCGCGUCGGCUCCCCGUGUACCCAUCAAUCCGUCACCGUCUUUUUGCUUGGUUCGGUCGGAAAGUUACGCGGCUUUCUUCUUCUUCUUUUCUUCUUCUCCCAUCCGUCCCUGUCCCUGGGGAUUGAUACAUUUACUCCGAUUUGGUUGCUGGAAUUCGCAGCGUUUACACGUGAAUUCAUCCGCUUUCCCGUGCUGUUUUUUUCGUAAAUGGGCGGCAGUUGCCAGUGAGAAGUAACCGCGUUUCCGGUGUUGUAUUUCAGCUCUCCACCUCCAGGCCGCCAUUGGUUGGUGUUUUGAUCGAGCUUGCCUCUGUUCGGAUCGGGAGAUCUUUGGAGCUUCUUGGUUGGGUUCCAAUUCUUGGAUUCCCAAUCAUCCAGGAGGCCGUAUAAAUCGCCUGCUGCGAUUGGGAGGAACGGAAUGGCGGAUCUCGCCGUGCUCCAGUGGUGGCUCGGCGCGAUGGUGGCAAUGGCGGCGGCCGCGUCGUGGUCCGGCGGUGUCCUGCCGGCGGCGGAGGCGCUGGGGAUGAACUGGGGCACGCAGGCGUCGCACCCGCUGCCGCCCAAGAUCGUGGCGCAGCUGCUCCAGGACAAUGGGAUCAAGAAGGUGAAGCUGUUCGACGCCGACCAGGACACCCUCAGCGCGCUCGCCGGGACCGGCAUCGAGGUCAUGGUCGCCAUCCCCAACGUCAUGCUCGACUCCAUCACGGACUACGACACCGCCAAGGAGUGGGUCCGCCGCAACGUCUCCCGCUACAACUUCGACGGCGGCGUCACCAUCAAGUACGUCGCCGUCGGGAACGAGCCGUUCUUGGCGGCAUACAAUGGCACGUUCGACAAGGUGACGCUGCCGGCGCUGAUGAACAUCCAGAACGCGCUGAACGACGCCGGCCUCGGCGACAGCAUCAAGGCCACCGUGCCGCUCAACGCCGACGUAUACGACUCGCCGCAGGACCAGCAGGUGCCGUCGGCGGGGCGGUUCCGCGCCGACAUCGCCGACCUGAUGACGCAGAUGGUGCAGUUCCUGGCCAACAACAGCGCGCCGUUCACCGUCAACAUCUACCCUUUCAUCAGCCUCUACCUCAACGACGACUUCCCCGUCGACUUCGCCUUCUUCGACGGCGGCGCGACGCCGGUGGUGGACAACGGCAUCUCCUACACCAACGUGUUCGACGCCAACUUCGACACGCUGGUGGCGGCGCUCAAGGGCGUCGGCCACGGCGACAUGCCCAUCGUCGUCGGCGAGGUCGGCUGGCCCACCGACGGCGACAAGCACGCCACCGCCACCUACGCGCAGCGCUUCUACAACGGCCUCCUCAAGCGCCUCGCCGCCAACGCCGGCACGCCGGCGCGGCCGGGGCAGUACAUCGAGGUCUACCUCUUCGGCCUCCUCGACGAGGACGCCAAGAGCGUGGCGCCGGGCGACUUCGAGCGCCAUUGGGGCAUCCUCCGGUUCGACGGCCAGCCCAAGUACCCCGUCGACCUCACCGGGCAGGGCCAGAACACCAUGCUCGUGCCGGCCAAGGGCGUGACGUACCUGCCCAGGACGUGGUGCGUCAUCAACACCAACGCCAAGGACACCAGCAAGCUCGCCGACAACAUCAACUUCGCCUGCACCUUCGCCGACUGCACGGCGCUCGGCUACGGCUCAACCUGCGCCGGCAUGGACGCCAAUGGCAACGCCUCCUACGCCUUCAACGCCUACUUCCAGGUUCAGAACCAGAAGGACGACGCCUGCGACUUCCAGGGGCUCGCCAUGCCCACGCAGACCGACCCCUCCACCCCGGCCUGCAACUUCACAAUACAGAUCGCCGCCACCUCGGCGGGUCACCGGCGGCGAGCCGGCGCCGCCGUGCUAGCGCUGCUGGCUUUGUUCCGUUUGUUCUUGCUGCAUUAGCAUUGAUCUACUGCAGUUAUAUUACACAGGCUUUUGAUUUUGUUGCAGCAUUCUUGGUGUUGUUAGUAAUUAGUAAAGCCUUUGUACUGGAGAUACGUUUUCAGUAUAUACAUACUGAGAUAAUUUUCACAAACUUGAUGUGCUCAAA
Molecule: messenger RNA, 2177 nt
Organism: Oryza sativa Japonica Group (Japanese rice)
Lineage: Eukaryota; Viridiplantae; Streptophyta; Magnoliopsida; Poales; Poaceae
Source: RefSeq, a predicted model, not a curated record